AUGGAACAAGAGUUGAGAAACUUAAUCAAGAUUUGGAUAUCUGCCUUCAUCUCCAUAUCUUACUGUUACUACAUCUCAUCUAGAAUCUCCAAAGGUUUUCUUCGUCUCAUCUCUCUAUUUCCCAUCUUCAUCAUCUUUCUUCUUUUUCCUCUAUUCCUCUCUUCUGUUCACUCAUGUGUCAUCUCAGCUUUCUUCCUCUCAUGGCUCGCAAACUUCAAGCUCCUUCUCUUCGCUUUUGAUCAAGGACCCUUAAGCCCACUUCCUUCAAAUCUCUCCCGUUUCUUCUGCUUUGCUUGUUUCCCUAUCAAAACAAAUCAAAAACCUUCUUCAAAUCAAAUCUACAACAAACCUAAUAAGUCCAAAUGGGUUCUUGCUUCCAAAAUUAUGAUAUUUUCCUUUAUAUUAAAUCUCUACAGUAACAAUUAUCAUAACACUUUACCUCGGCUGGCUUUCUUGGCUAUUUUUACCAUCCAUGUCUAUCUUGAGACAGAACUUAUCUUAGUCUCCGUCGGUGUCGUGCUCUCUACGCUUCUUGGUUGUGAAAUUGAACCGGUCUUCAACGAGCCUUACUUAUCUACUUCUUUACAAGACUUCUGGAGUCGUAGGUGGAACCGCAUGGUCCCUUCCAUUCUCCGGCAAACCGUUCACAUCCCGGUUCAGCUACUGACCUCUCGGUUAAUCGGUCUAGACUGGGCUUUUUAUGCUGGGGUGUUGGCGACGUUUCUCGUCUCUGGGUUAAUGCAUGAGCUGAUUUACUUUUAUUUUCUCCGUAAAUCACCAACUUGGGAAGUCACUUGUUUCUUUGUGUUGCAUGGAGUUGUAACAUCCGCGGAGAUAGCGGCAAAGAAGAUGUGGUGGCUUCUCCCGCCGCAUCCGGCGGUCUCGCGUCUUGCGGUUGCGGCGUUUGUGACUACUACGGUCGGUUGGUUAUUUUACCCUCAGGUGCUGAGAAAUGGUGUGGAUAAGAGACUGAUAAGUGAAUGUUUGUUUGUUAUUGACGGUGUCAAAUUUCAAGUUGCUCGCCUUUUAAUGUAA
This is a messenger RNA of Microthlaspi erraticum, 1035 nucleotides long. The record is from the annotation of a GenBank genome assembly. Lineage: Eukaryota; Viridiplantae; Streptophyta; Magnoliopsida; Brassicales; Brassicaceae.